AUAUUAACGAAAUAAAUGGAGAAAAAAGAAAGAAAUGAAAAGAUCGAACGAUGGCGUUGAACUUUUAAUUAGGUUGCAUUAUAACGAUAUCUUUAUACAGGAUAUCCGUGUAUUAAGGUAGUAUCUCAUAGCGGUGUUCUUAGCUACUGAGGUACCUAGCAACUCUUGAAUUGAACCUUCUUCACAACUUACAAUACAAACAUAACAAAAACAACAUCGCCGCGUCAUGUCGCAAAAUAAAGCCGCCAAGGGCGGCGCUGCUUCAAAAGGCAAGAAAUCUAGUAAGACUGGAGCUGAAGAUAAAAGAGAAGAUGCCCUUCAAGCAGUUCUUAUAGCAGAUUCUUUUCAGACUAGAUUCCAUCCAUUCACGGUAGAAAAGCCAAGAUGCCUCCUCCCCCUUGCGAAUACACCUCUCAUCGAGUACUCCCUCGAAUUCCUGGCUGCGAAUGGUGUGCAAGAAGUCUUCAUAUACUGCGGCGCCCAUCAUGAACAAAUCGAACGACACAUCCACAACUCGAAGUAUUCACCCAAUUCUAAGCUUUGUCCUUUCUCGAGCCUCGAAUUUAUACGUGUUGCCGAUGCUCGGUCUAUAGGUGAUUUCCUCCGAGACCUCGACAAGCGCAACAUAAUUGGAGGUGAUUUCGUAUUGGUACAUGGAGACUUAGUCGCCAAUAUUCCCCUUGACGAGGCAUUGGCAGCGCACAGAGCACGCAGAGAAGCAAACCGCGACUCAUGUAUGACUAUGGUAUUACGAGAAGCUGGUGAAGAAGCACACAACACUAAGACGAAAGGGCUGACCCCAUCAUUCAUAAUCGACCCGAAUGCUAAGAGAUGUCUACACUACGAAGAGAUACACCCACUACAAACUGAGCAUUACCUUACGCUAGAUCCGACUAUACUAGAGAACCGCGAAGCAGAAGCACGAACAGACCUCAUCGAUGCCGAAAUAGAUAUUUGCACUCCAGAUGUGCUCGCCUUAUGGUCGGAGAGUUUCGACUACGAGUUACCGCGCGCAAACUUUUUACACGGUGUACUUAAAGACUGGGAACUGAACGGGAAGAUGAUCCAUACCGAAAUUAUUAAUGAGGGUUACUGCGCGCGAGUGAGUAAUCUUCAACAAUAUGAUGCUAUCGCUCAGGAUGUAUUGAGGGGCUGGACUUUCCCCUUUACGCCGGAAUGCAACCUCUUCCAAGGACAGACCUAUCAACAACGAGGCAACGACUCUUACCAGGACGACGACGCUGAAGUUGAGGAUCAAGACGAAAUAUAUCGCUCUAUCGUUGGAAAAGAUACGCACAUUGGAUCGGGGAGCAUUGCUAGAGCUAGUGUUGUCGGUCGGAAUUGCAAGAUUGGAACCAAUGUCCGGAUCGUAAACAGCUUCAUAUGGGACGACGUUACGCUCGAAGAUAACGCGAUAAUAGAACAUUCGAUAAUCGCCGAUAGGGGAGUGAUAGGAAAAGAUACGUAUGUCCACGACGGCUCUCUUAUAUCAUACGGAGUUCACUUGGGCAGCCAUCUGCACGUCAAGGCUGGUACUGUGGCAUCACUUCUUUCCCACACCGGGCAGCCGGUAUUGACACAACCGAAUAUUGUCGGUUCAGAGGGCAAAGGUGCCCUUUUCGAGCCUCCGGAAGAUGAAGAAGAUCUUGAUGACCCAGCGAUAUUACAGAAGACUCUAAAUUACACCAUUGUGGGACUCGAUGUCUCUGAUUCUUCUGUUUCGACACUUGCAGAUGAUGACUACUUGUCUGACACAUCGGGACCGGUCUCGCCUUCUGCUAGUCAGCCUACUUCUAGGUCACGAUUAUCCUCAUUUGCAUCUGACGACUCGGGAGCACCGAAUUUCUCUUCUUUCCAUUCUGAUGCGGUUCACGGUUUAUUGGAUGUCCUUCGCGGCAUAUCGGGCAACUUCGAAUCCGAAAAGCUUGAGUUCACCUCGUUGCGACUCGCUAAUAAUGCCUCUGAUGCCGCGAUGAGGAAAGCUGUCGCAACCGCUUUCGUCCGCCGCGCAGUCGAGCUUAUGAAUUCGGAUGGCGAAGCGUUAGAGCCGUCGAAAGCUGCUAAGCAGGUACUUACGUCACGAGAGGGUGCUACGGAAUUCGUCACAGAAGUCGGUGUCGGUGACCAUUCCGUAGCAGAACAAGUCGAGUUUGCGCUGGCGGUACAAAAAGCUUGCGCGAGUAGCGCUAAGAUAGUUGAGGUCGCGAAGGCUGGGAACCUUCUUGCUGCUAUGCUGCAGCAGAUGUACGACCUGGAUAUCCUGGAAGAAGAGGGAAUUCUGGGUUGGUGGGAAGAUGAUAGGGGUAAAGAAGAGGGCUUGCUAUCGGGUGUAAGGGAGAAGAGCCAGGCAUUGGUUGAGUGGUUGGAGAAUGCUGAUGAGGAGGAGAGUAGUGAGGAAGAGGAUGAUGACGAGUAGGGGUUGGUCUAUGAUGGUAGUAUGCAUGGCAAAUUGGCUUGACGUUACGCCUUGCAGAAACCGUUUGGUAUAACAUAUCAAGGAUGAAACUCUAUAUCGGAACUCAUCGUGCUUCGCGCUGAAAGAGGUCGUUGCUUUCCAGUAUCGACGAGGAGCCUACGAGUCGACAAGGGUAAAGUGGCUAUGGUGUCUAAAAGUUUAGAGCGAUGUUUUAAUGCGAUUAAUAUCUAGUUUGGCGCUGUCGCUAUUACUGGAUACGCCGAGGGUGAUGUUGGGGGCGGGUGGUUCAAGGGUCCCCUCUCCAUAUAACGGCGAAUGCAUCUAACAUAAUAUAGAGUGAACACUACUUUGAUCAAAGACCUUACAAGAGUCUUGAGAAUGGUGCUAUGAUUCUGGUCUAUAGAUGUUAUAUCCGUAUUAUGCAUUUGUUGGGUGGAUUACAAACUCAUCCACUUAUAUAACCAGUCUCUGGUUGGUGGAAACUCCAGCUUUAAGUGGAUGUAUACCGU
This is a messenger RNA of Hypoxylon trugodes, 2925 nucleotides long. Its product is annotated as nucleotide-diphospho-sugar transferase. Bases 227 to 2416 code for a protein of 729 amino acids. Gene Ontology annotation, cellular component: eukaryotic translation initiation factor 2B complex. The transcript is spliced from 4 exons. Gene Ontology annotation, molecular function: translation initiation factor activity; guanyl-nucleotide exchange factor activity; translation initiation factor binding. Gene Ontology annotation, biological process: biosynthetic process. The record is from RefSeq and is a predicted model, not a curated record. NCBI's taxonomy places the organism in Eukaryota, Fungi, Ascomycota, Sordariomycetes, Xylariales, Hypoxylaceae.